AUGGCCGCUCCUGCCACAAAGACGAUCGCCGACCUCAACGGCAAGUGGGUCAUGAACAAGACCCUCUCCGAUUCCCCGGAGCCUGCUCUCGCCCUUCAGGGCAUCGGCUGGAUGACCCGCAAGGCUGUCGGCCUUGCCACUGUCACACUCGACGUCAAGCAGUACACCGCUCCUCCCUCCCCUCCCGGCUCCGGCACUGAGCCCGUCACCCACUUCGAUAUUGACCAGUUCGCCACGGCCGGCCUCAAGGGCACCACAGAGAAGCGCUGUGUCGACAAUGAAUGGCGUGAGCAUUCCGACUGGAUGUUCGGCAGCGUCCGUGGCCAGAGCCGCUGGAUGACCCUCGCCGAGAUUGAGGAUGAAUUCCUCAAGAAGGGCUGGCUCGAGGGCGACGCCGAGGCCACCGGUCCCGAUGGCAAGGCCCACCUCUACAGUCACGUCGAGAGCAUCGACAAUGGCUGGACUGCCUCUCAGAUCUGGGGCUUCCAGACCGUCGAGGGCGAGAGACGCUACACGCGUAACGUUCUCGUUCAGAAGGGUGGCAAGAGAGUCGAGAUUCGCCUUGUCUACGACUACCUUCCUUAA
Colletotrichum fioriniae is the source of this 585-nucleotide messenger RNA. RefSeq lists its product as uncharacterized. Lineage: Eukaryota; Fungi; Ascomycota; Sordariomycetes; Glomerellales; Glomerellaceae. The record is from RefSeq and is a predicted model, not a curated record.